Molecule: messenger RNA, 821 nt
Organism: Saccostrea cuccullata (small rock oyster)
Lineage: Eukaryota; Metazoa; Mollusca; Bivalvia; Ostreida; Ostreidae
Product: putative nuclease HARBI1
Exons: 2
Coding region: 1-807 (268 amino acids)
Source: RefSeq, a predicted model, not a curated record
AUGUUAGCUCUUCGUUUUUAUGCCUCUGGAAGUUUUAUGGAGGUGAUAGGGGAUACCAUGGGGCUGGAUAAGAGUACAGUAAGCAGAACCGUCGAUCGUGUUACUGAUGCACUCCUUGCACAGAAAGACAGAUUUAUAAAAUGGCCAAGUCAAGAGGAAAUUGCAAGAUCAAAACAGAAUUUCUUUGCAAGGGGAGGAUUUCCAGGAGUUUUCGGCUGUAUCGAUGGGACACACGUCCGAAUUCAGGCGCCAUCGGAAGAUGAGGCCGUCUUUGUUAACCGGAAGGGGUAUCAUUCCAUCAAUGUACAGGCUAUAUGUGACCAUGAAGGGAAAUUCAUAAACAUUGACGCACGGUGGCCCGGAAGUACCCAUGACAGCCACAUUUUCCGGACAUCUGAGGUCAGCUUAUUCUUGGAAGCAAACCAUCGUGGUGUUGAGGACGGCUAUCUCCUUGGUGAUAGCGGCUAUGCCUGUUCUAGGUUUCUUAUCACCCCGUACCUUCACCCAGCGAAUCCUUCUGAGGAAGCCUUUAAUGCAGCCCAUUGUCGCACACGUAACACCAUUGAGCGAGUAUUUGGAUGGUGGAAAAGAAGGUUCUAUGUACUGCAUAGCGAAAUGAAGAUGAAGCCGGCGAAAGUCUGCAGAAUAAUUGGCGCAUGUGCAAUUCUGCAUAAUAUUGCAUUGUCUCUAAAGGAAGAGAUGGAGGACGAUGAUGAACAAGAUGACAACCCUGCAGUUCAGCUGGUUUAUCGUGGACCCGAAGAUGGAAGGGCAAUUAGAAACUUCAUCACCAGAACCUAUUUCUAAAUUGAAUCAACAGA